Daldinia childiae is the source of this 462-nucleotide messenger RNA. RefSeq lists its product as uncharacterized. Bases 1 to 462 code for a protein of 153 amino acids. The transcript has a single exon. The record is from RefSeq and is a predicted model, not a curated record. Lineage: Eukaryota; Fungi; Ascomycota; Sordariomycetes; Xylariales; Hypoxylaceae.
AUGUCCGCCAUCGACACCAUCAAUGCCCUCCAUGCUGAGGCGUCGCGAAUUAUCCAUCUGCUCGGUCGAGCCCCUACACGCGCUGAGCGGGGCUUUGCGCUGGAGCUAGCUGACAAGGCUAUGGACCUUGCCAUCGAGGCCGGCUUCGAUGCUCCCGCGAUAGAGACCUGUCAAGCCUUCCAGCGCCUUUGCUACGACUCUCUAUUACAUUCCUACAGCUGGACUGAUAACCACGAACGUCGCAUGUACGAAAAAAGCGCGUCGAGAACUCCGAUAAAGCGUAAGCGCUCGGCCAGGAUCUACAAUGUCGAUAAGGGAGAGCACGUGCUCGAAGCUCUUGAGGCUGUCCAUAUUGGAAAUAUGUUGGGUAACCGUGUGUCGGUUGAGCCAAAUGCGUGGAAUCGCAGGAUUCGGUGGGUCGAUGAAGUUAUGGACCAGCCGAUUCGUACGUGGGUUCAUUAG